CUCACUAGUUUGGCGCUCGGCGGCUCCCGUACUGCACAUGCGCGCCUCGUGUGUUUCGGACUGACACAGGAAGACACGUGUGUCCCGGUGUGUUUACUCGUGUGUUCUUCUAUGUCAGAGCGAAGCGUGUUACCGUAAGGGGGAGAGGUCAUGGCUUCCGUACUAAAUCUGAAUAAUGAGGUAGUAAAAAUGCGGAAAGAUGUGAAGAAGGUGAAAGUCCUUACUAUUCGGAGGCUUACAAGAAAUCUUUCCAAACUGAAAUCAAAAAAGGGAACAGAAGAGCUAAUCCAAAAGAAUCAGAGACGGGCGCAAAGGCUUCUUGAAGAAAUUCACACUAUCAAGAAACUAAGACCUGAUGAUGUCACAAAAACUGCUCUACAGAAGGAAAUGAACUUUGAAAAAGUAUGCAAAAAGCCAAACAGCACAAUUGAAACUCGAGCAUUAGCAAGGUUAGCCACACACCCACUGUUGAUGCAGAAAAUAUCUACUAUUAAAGAUGCCGUCAAAGCUUUCAAAGAAGCCAGAAAAAUUGCUGCAGAGCAGGAGGCUAAAAUAGAAGAAACAUACCAGCAUGAUGAGCCUGUGCAAAUUGUGGGAACAGACACAGAUAAACAGUGUAAGCAGAAGAAAACAAAACAAAACCAAACAGCAAAAGACUCAAAGAAAAUAGAGGAAAAUUCUUUGGACAAUUCCCCUUGUAAAACACUACACAACGAGACUGAUUUUGUUGCUAGCAAUCAGCAACACGAGGAGAACAUUCUUGAUUCUCACAAUGGUCUAAAGCAAGCGUCACUCACAGUACCUAAAGCUGAAAUGAAAGUAGUAGAGGGUGUCCCAGAGAAGCCAACCUCAAUCACAGUCCCUAAAGUAUCAGCUGAACAGAAAAUAGUAGAAGGUGUCCCAGAGAAGCCAGCAUCGCUUACAUUCCCUAAAGUAUCGGCUCAACAGAAAAUAGUAGGUGUCCCAGAGAAGCCAGCAUCAAUUACAGUCCCUAAAGUAUCGGCUCAACAGAAAAUAGUAGGUGUCCCAGAGAAGCCAGCAUCAAUUACAGUCCCUAAAGUAUCGGCUCAACAGAAAAUAGUAGGUGUCCCAGAGAAGCCAGCAUCAGUUACAGUCCCUAAAGUAUCGGCUCAACAGAAAAUAGUAGGUGUCCCAGAGAAGCCAGCAUCAAUUACAGUCCCUAAAGUAUUGGCUCAACAGAAAAUAGCAGGUGGUGUCCCAGAGAAGCCAGCAUCAAUUACAGUUCCUAAAGUAUCGGCUGAAAAGAAACCAGUGGUAGGUGACCCAGAAAAGCAAAAAGAAAAGAAAAUUAAGAAUAAACUUGGACUUGGAAAGAAAACUCCCAUUGGCGAAUCUGGCUCUGACUCCAGUGAUAUUGAGGACUCUGACAAUGAAGACAAGGAAUAUUUUGAUGACAGUACAGAAGAAAGGUUUUAUAAGCAAAGCUCUGGUUUUGAGGACAGUGAUAGUGACAGUGAGGAUGACUUUUUUAUAGGAAAAGUGAGAAGAACAAAGAAAAAAAAGUCAAGCAAAAAACCUCCUGCAGAUAAAGAAGAGAAGCUUCCAACAGAUUCCACAAAAUCCGCAGCUGGAGGUAUGAAGAGUCAGAAAGAGAAUCCAGCUCCCAAGAGUGUAAAACUAGAGUCUGUUUUUUGCACUUCCUUAUCAAACACAAAACAAAAAUCAUCAUUUAUGAAGAGAGAGCCAACACUACCUCCUGUAAGGAAUAAGCAAGCAGCUUUUCCACAGGCACCCAAAUUUGUAAAGAAACCUCAAGCUGGCAGAAACAGCAUGAUGAAAUCACAAGGUAAACCGGAGCCAACUCUUCACCCUUCAUGGGAGGCCAGCAGAAAACGCAAAGCGCAGUCUCAGAUUGCCGUAUUCCAAGGGAAGAAGAUUGUAUUUGAUGAUUAGGUUUUAGAAAUUAAAAGCUCUAGAUAAUUUUUUCUAUGUUUUAGAUAGUGUGGGGAAAGGUUAGAACCUCUUUCUGUAAGUUGUAGUGUCCCUGUUGAAGACACAGCCCACUAUAGAGGUCACUGGGAAAAGGAGUGAAUAAUAAUCUCUACAUUAGGGAUCAGCAAAAGCCGAAAAGAGUUUCUAAUCCAUCUACACACUUUCCAAAACUUUAAAAAACAAACUGUAAAUUUUAUAUAAAGUUACUGUGUCUAUGUCCAGUAAACUGUGUUACUAUAAUUUUAUCUGUCAUUUUUUUUAUAAUAAAGUUUUUCAGGGCAGUAUAAAAAAA
Molecule: messenger RNA, 2245 nt
Organism: Rana temporaria (common frog)
Lineage: Eukaryota; Metazoa; Chordata; Amphibia; Anura; Ranidae
Gene: SRFBP1
Product: serum response factor binding protein 1
Exons: 8
Coding region: 151-1914 (587 amino acids)
Biological process (GO): maturation of SSU-rRNA
Cellular component (GO): 90S preribosome; nucleus
Source: RefSeq, a predicted model, not a curated record